This is a messenger RNA of Fonsecaea multimorphosa CBS 102226, 1722 nucleotides long. RefSeq lists its product as uncharacterized. Lineage: Eukaryota; Fungi; Ascomycota; Eurotiomycetes; Chaetothyriales; Herpotrichiellaceae. Gene Ontology annotation, biological process: magnesium ion transport. Gene Ontology annotation, molecular function: magnesium ion transmembrane transporter activity. The record is from RefSeq and is a predicted model, not a curated record. Gene Ontology annotation, cellular component: membrane. Bases 1 to 1722 code for a protein of 573 amino acids. The transcript has 2 exons.
AUGGGUCAACUCGGUGACAUCUCGCCUCAGGGCACCAUUGCUAUUGGCAUUCUCGUCGGCCUCAUAUCCACCUCUGUCCAAAGCCUGGGUCUGACCCUCCAGCGAAAGUCGCACCUCAUCGAGGAUGCGAAAGAUCAUUCCGAGCCGCGGAUCCCCCCUUAUAAGAGGCGGCGAUGGCAGUUAGGCAUGUUGAUGUUCAUCGUGUCCAACUUGGUGGGCAGCACUAUACAGAUCACCACGUUGCCCUUGCCUGUGCUCUCCACGCUCCAGGCGUCGGGGCUCGUCUUCAAUACCGCGUUUGCCACUCUUUUGCUGGGCGAACCAUUCACCCAUUUCUCUUUCGUGGGCACAAUCCUUACAUGUUCGGGUGCAGGCUUGAUAGCCACAUUUGGCGCCAUUGGCGAGCCGGCGCAUAAUCUGCAUCAAUUGCUCGUUCUUCUCGGCAAGCGCAACUUCAUCAUCUGGAUGGUUGGUACAAUGCUGGUGGUCGUGGCCACCAUCUUGUUCGCUCAUGUCUUAAAGAUGUGGUCGUCUCAUAAGCGGAUCGUUGAAAGUCUGCCAAAGAGCGAAAGACCCCGAGAAGGAUCAAUCAGUACUGACCGCGCUCGCCUCUCUCGGUCUUUCACCGCUCAACUACCUCAACCGCUGAAACUACGUGUCAGUCGUCUGCGGCUAGCUCGAGGCUUGUCCUAUGCUCUGAUCUCUGGCAUUCUGUCUGCGCAUUCUCUUCUCGUGGCCAAAUCCGCAGUGGAGCUCCUUGUCCGGACCAUUGUCGACCACAAAAACCAGUUCGACCGAUUUCAGUCAUGGCUCAUCCUGGUCGCGCUACUCUUCUUUGCCUUGACGCAGUUAUAUUACUUGCACCUUGGUCUUCGGCUAUGCAGUACUAGCGUAUUAUACCCCUUCGUGUUUUGCAUUUACAACAUUAUUGCAAUUCUAGACGGCCUGAUUUAUUUCCAACAAGGAUCGAGGUUGAGCUCUCUUCAUGCGGGGCUGGUGGCAUUGGGUACUGUUAUACUUCUUUCUGGAGUCCUGGCAUUGUCUUGGAGAUUGGAUGAUACGACACCCGCAGAAGCGCCUUACCAGUCGCCUUCCCCACGAACUCCGCUGACACCAGGAAUGGGAAUUUUGCGGUCACCCGUGGACGAAAGAGCUCCGUUACUACCAGCUGGACGGAAGAGGAGCUACACGGCUGAUUCAAGACGAUCGGCCGACGAGCAGGAGCCCCUCAAUGUUAGCCGCGCUCGCCCGCCUACGCUUGCAGUUUAUGCACCGCCUGAUACUGAUACAGAGGGUAUCUGGGCAGAGUUGGACGACCAGGAGCGCCAGGACGAUUACCUCGCAUCUCUGCCUCGAACACCAUCUCCGUUCCUGACCCAAAACUUCAAGACACGUCAAAGAGGCGACUCGGCAUCCUCGCACGCUAUUUCAACGGGAAGUGCUCACGACUCGGAGCCGUCAGUCGUUCCUACGAACGAUCAAAAUAAAUCGUUUCAAGGGGCAAAGGAUGUCCAUCGAAGGCGAAGCAGUGCCCCAGGAACUGCUAGGCGCGAAACGACUCAGUCUCGUCCUCACACUCGUCACCGGAGUACAUCCGUUCGAUUUGUCGACGAUAGAGGCCCGGAAAAUGCUGGUAGCGACGGCGAUCAAAUUGGACGACAGCCUGUUCGUAGUCGAUAUGAUCACAGUGGCACCAAAGACAAAGCAGAAAAUGGACCUUGA